AAUGCAUACAGGUGUAAUUCACCAUUACCAGAAGAUGUUGCGAGAGACUUUGGUCACGAAGAUACUGCGCAAUAUCUUGAAUCCAUCAGUAAAAGAUUGUCUGAAGAUUUAAGCGUUAAUGAAGAAGACUUACAAGCGAGUCAUAUUUUAGAGCUUGCUGAGGCAGUCAAAAAUCAAUCGAAUUACGAAGUGAAUUACAACCGAGAAGCAGUGACCUCUCCUCCCGACGAAAUAACGGAUGUUGCCUCGCGCCUCAAAGAAGGAACUGCUACAGCCAUUAUAACGAGUUACUCAAUAAGAAGCGAUGACACUCCACAACCUUUUGAAGGAAGUGUGGACUUUGACAAGAAUUCAUUGAAAGACGUAAAAGGCAAAUCAGUGGUGUCCUCACGGAAAUACACUGCAUCGUCAUACAAUAACAUGCGUCUCGUACCAAGUCAGCUUGGUGACCUAAAGCAGGCAAAAGAUUGUCACGAGCGUGCCUUAGGACCUCAGCAAGAUGAUUUGGCAACGUCAUACGAUAACCUGGGUCUUGCACACCGUCAGCUGGGAGACCUAAACCAGGCAGAAGAUUGUCACAAGCGUGCCCAAGAUAUUCGGUUGAAAGAGCUAGGACCUGAGCAUGUUGAUGUCGCAACGUUAUAUGAUAACCUGGGUCUUGUACACCGUCAGCUGGGUGACCUAAAGCAGGCAGAAGAUUAUCACAAGCGUGCCCUAGAUAUUCGGUUGAAAGAGCUAGGACCUCAGCAUAUUGAUGUCGCAACGUCAUAUGAUAACCUGGGUCUUCUACACCGUCAGCUGGGUGACCUAAAGGAGGCAAAAAAUUGUCACAGACGUGCCCUAGAUAUUCGGUUGAAAGAGCAAGGACCUCAGCAUAUUGAUGUCGCAACGUCAUAUGGUAACCUGGGUCUUGUACACCGUCAGCUGAGUGACCUAAAGCAAGCAGAAGAUUAUUACAAGCGUGCCCUAGAUAUUCAGUUGAAAAAGCUAGGACCUGAGCAUGUUGAUGUCGCAACGUCAUACGAUAACCUGGGUCUUGACCAGCGUCAGCUGUGUGACCUAAUGCGGGCAAAAGAUUAUCACAAGCGUGCCCUAGAUAUUCGGUUGAAAGAGGAAGGACCUGUGGAUGUUGAUUUCGCAACGUCAUAUAAUAACCUGGGUCUUGUACACCGGCAGCUGGGUGACCUAAAGCAGGCAGAAGAUUAUCACAAGCGUGCCCUAGAUAAUCGGUUGAAAGAGCUAGAACCUGAGCACGGUGAUGUCGCAACGUCAUACGAUAACCUGGGUCUUGUAUACCAUCAGAUGGGUGACCUACAGGAGGCAGAAGAUUUUCACAUACAUGCCCUACAUAUUCGGUUGGAAGAGCUAGGACUUCAGCGUAUUGAUAUGGCAACGUCAUAUGAUAACCUCGGUCUUGUACACCGUCAGCUGGGUGACCUAAAGCAGGCAGAAGAUGAUCACAAGCGUGCCCUAGAUAUUCGGUUGAAAGAUCUAGGACCUCAUCAUAUUGAUGUCGCGACGUCAUAUGAUAACCUGGGUCUUCUGGGUGACCUAAGCCAGGCAGAAGAUUAUCACAAGCGUGCCCUAGAUAUUCGGUUGAAAGAGCAAGGACCUGAGCAUGUUAAUGUCGCAACGUCAUACGAUAACCUUGGUCUUGACCACCGUCAGCUGUGUGACCGAAAGCGGGCAAAAGAUUAUCACAAGCGUGCCCUAGAUAUUCGGUUGAAAGAGCUAGGAACUCAGCAUAUUGAUGCCGCAACGUCAUAUGAUAACCUGGGUCUUUUACAGCAUCAGAUGGGUGACCUAAAGCAGGCAGAACAUUUUCACAAGCGUGCCCUAGAUAUUCGGUUGAAAGAGCAAGGACCUGAGGAUGUUGAUGUCGCAACGUCAUAUGAUAACCUGGGUCUUGUACACCGUCGGCUGGGUGACCUAAAGCAGGCAAAAGAUUAUCACAAGCGUUCCCUAGAUAUUCGGUUGAAAGAGCUAGGACCUGAGCAUGUUGAUGUCGCAACGUCAUACGAUAACCUGGGUCUUGUAUACCAUCAGCUGGGUGACCUAGAGGAGGCAGAAGAUUUUCACAAGCAUGCCCUAGAUAUUCGGUCGAAAGAGCUAGGACCUGAACAUGUUGAUGUCGCAACGUCAUACGAUAACCUGGGUCUUUUACACCGUCAGCUGGGUGAUCUAAAGCGGGCAAAAGAUUAUCACAAGCGUGCCUUUGAUAUUCGGUCGAAAGAGCUAGGACCUCAGCAUAUUGAUGUCGCAACGUCAUAUGAUAACCUGGGUCUUGUACACCGUCGGCUGGGUGACCUAAAGCAGGCAAAAGAUUAUCACAAGCGUCUUGCAAGAGUGGACAUUGUGUAUGACUGCAGUAAGGCCUUGCAAUACAUGAUGAUGGGUUUGUGA
Messenger RNA from Stylophora pistillata, 2403 nucleotides. RefSeq lists its product as uncharacterized. The record is from RefSeq and is a predicted model, not a curated record. Gene Ontology annotation, molecular function: protein binding. Lineage: Eukaryota; Metazoa; Cnidaria; Anthozoa; Scleractinia; Pocilloporidae.